This is a messenger RNA of Epinephelus lanceolatus (giant grouper), 708 nucleotides long. It is a transcript of the gene cldn10a, whose product is annotated as claudin 10a. The record is from RefSeq and is a predicted model, not a curated record. Gene Ontology annotation, cellular component: bicellular tight junction; membrane. NCBI's taxonomy places the organism in Eukaryota, Metazoa, Chordata, Actinopteri, Perciformes, Serranidae. Gene Ontology annotation, molecular function: structural molecule activity.
GCCACAGGGAGAAUGGGUAACAUGGCAACAGAGAUCGUUGCAUUUAUUCUGACCAUCUCAGGGUGGAUCCUGGUGUCGUCCACUCUGCCUACAGACUACUGGAAGGUGUCCUCUGUAGACGGGACAGUCAUCACCACAGCGACCUUCUGGUCCAACCUAUGGAAAACGUGUGUGACUGAUUCCACCGGUGUGUCCAACUGCAAGGACUUUCCCUCGAUGCUGGCUCUGGAUGCCUAUAUCCAGGUGUGUCGGGGUCUGAUGAUCGCCUCCGUUUGUCUGGGGUUCUUUGGUGCCAUCUUGGCCUUGGUAGGAAUGAAGUGCACGAAAAUAGGAGGCUCGGAGACCACCAAGGCUCGUCUGACUGUCCUCUCAGGCUUCCACUUCAUCCUCAGCGGCCUCUGCUGCAUGACUGCAUGUUCCAUAUAUGCUCACAGGAUCACAACUGACUUCUUUGACCCCCUCUUUGUUGCCCAAAAGUUUGAGCUAGGAGCAGCUCUCUUCAUCGGCUGGGCUGGAUCGGUGCUGUGUAUCCUCGGAGGACUUGUCUUCUGUCUCUCCUUGUCUGAAGGCUUCAGUCUCAGAGCUGAAUACUCCUACUCCGCAGCUGCAUCACUUGCUACAGCACGCAACAAGCACAGCAAGAUCGUCAGCCUCCAGAAGGAACCAGGAGAGCCGCCGAGGCAGUUUGGAAGAAACGCCUAUGUGUGA